AUGGAUGACGAGACGGGUUGCCUUGAUGAUGAUGGCCUUACUGGUGAUGUUGUUCAGAAUCUGCAUGAAUAUUUCCGGGUCAUAUAUAAAAAGGUCACUGAAGCUGAUAUUGAAGAGUUUGAAGCAAACUACAGGGGAUCUGAUUCCGAGAAGAAAGAUUUGAUUGAUCUGUAUAGCCAGUGCAAGGGGAAUAUGAACAGACUAUUCUGUUCGAUGAUAUGUUCUGAUCCUAAACUCGAUUCACACCGCUUCAAGGAUAUUCUUGAUGAGGCAAUAGCUGCUGGAGAACUGAAAUCAACCAAAGCCUACAUGAAAUGGGCAAAGAAGGUAUCUGAAACAAAACCUCCUACCAGCCCUUUAAGGAGAAAGACCAAGGCAAAGAAACAGACAGAAGAUCUGUAUGCAAUCAUAUCUCAGCGCCGCAGUGAGAGGAAAAACCAGUUUGAUUCGAUGUUUUCUUCUCUAGUUUCCAGAUACGGGGGGAACACUGCUUCUUCAGAACCCACGGAAGAAGAAUUUGAGGCUACACAGAAAAAACUUGAAAGAAAAAGGUCCUCCACGAAAUCUAAGCGCAAGUAAUUCGAGCUGCUAGAGCGAGAACUUUACCCUAUCAGACCGAUGUGCACGUUGCAAACACUAGCGCCUUUUGUUUAACUGUUUUAAACGUACCUGCAAAAUUGUAUUCGAGCUCUGUUCAUGGAUUUAAGUGUGUUUGCCUGACCUAAUGUGCUCGUGAUCAGUUAAUCGAUCCUUUUCUUUUUGGAAAA
This is a messenger RNA of Pyrus x bretschneideri (Chinese white pear), 767 nucleotides long. Its product is annotated as chaperone protein dnaJ 6-like. Lineage: Eukaryota; Viridiplantae; Streptophyta; Magnoliopsida; Rosales; Rosaceae. The record is from RefSeq and is a predicted model, not a curated record. The transcript is spliced from 6 exons. The coding region runs from base 1 to 579 and encodes 192 amino acids.